Messenger RNA from Haliotis rufescens (red abalone), 2961 nucleotides. RefSeq names its product GTPase IMAP family member 4-like. The record is from RefSeq and is a predicted model, not a curated record. The transcript is spliced from 3 exons. Lineage: Eukaryota; Metazoa; Mollusca; Gastropoda; Lepetellida; Haliotidae. Gene Ontology annotation, molecular function: GTP binding. The coding region runs from base 101 to 1231 and encodes 376 amino acids.
UAUAAAGGCAGCGGCUGGCGUACUGUGGGGCAUUACAGCUGGAAGUGGGCUCAAUCAGCGUUUGGUCACGGCUGAUUGUUUAACAGGCAUACCCAUUACAAUGGCUUACAAAGGGAAAAGUUCCAGCUUCUUAGACAGGGAAAUUCGAAUGGUACUUGUAGGAAAGACUGGAGUUGGUAAAAGUGAAACAGGGAAUACAAUAGCUGGAGCCGGAAAGUUUGCGAAGAUAUUCCCCUCAUUGUCAAGAGCAAUGUCUGUUACAAAGAAAUGUAAACAGCAUCCAUUUAAACGCUUCGGUAAUGACUUGCAGCUUGUUGAUGUCCCAGGCUUUUGUGAUACAGAAAGAUCACACGAUGACAUUAAGGAAGAGAUAAUGAAAUGUGUAGCCAUAUCAUCUCCUGGAAUACACGCAAUUCUUUUCAUCGUGAGUAUAGGAAGGUUCACUGAAGAAGACAAAAAUACACUGGAAACGUUCCUGCGCUGCUUUGGAGAAGGGUCAAAACAAUUUGUAAUUGUUGUAUUUACUGGAAAAGAUAACUUGGAAGCGGAUAAUGAUACUUUUGACAACUACCUACGUGAUUGCCCAGUGAAACUAAAGGCGUUUUUAAUUGAAAUAAGUCGUCGCUGUAUUGCUGUCAACAACAGGGGGACGGAUGCAGAGAAGGAGAAAUUUACCAAAGACCUGAUCGACAUGAUAAAAAGCAUGGUUGGUGACAACGGCGGCCAGUGCUACACAAACGAGAUGUAUGAGAGAUGUGAGGCUGAGCUUCGAGAAGCUGAGAUGAAGGAAAAACUUGGAGAGAAGAGGGAAAAGCAGCUUGAGAAGAAACUCAAGCAAGAAGCUGCUGCCUAUGAAGAACAGUUACAGAGCCAGCGCCUUAAAAUGCAAGAAUUGGAGAAACAACUUCAACAAAAUGAAAGAAGAUCAAAGGAAGAUGAAGAAAAUCAGUUGAAAGAACGACUGAAAGCCUUAGAGCUGAGGCAAAAUGAAGAAGAAAAGAGGAAAUGUCUGGAGGAAGAAAGGAAACGAGAGGAGGCAGAGGAGUACGUGAGGAAGGAAUUUCAAAAAGAGAAAGAUUUUGAGAGAAAUAUGGAGGAAGAACAUGAGCGUAAAAGAGAAGAACUACGACGGGAAGAGGCUCGAAAGCAGAUACGAGAGAAGGUUGAAGAAGGCAACACAAGUUACCUUGGAAAUUUUGUUGGAUGGGUUAGAUCAUUUAUGCCUUUUUGAGGGUGGUCAUAAAAAUCUGCAAUAGAUAGAAUAUAGAAUGAAUGCUGUUUAGUUAUUCAUUCAAAUAAUUUUGAUCACUAUUUUGCUUUUUAUGCCAUAAUUGACAGAUAAUCGAGGCUACUAUUCUCUGGCAUAGACGUUUUUAAUGAAACAAACCUGAUCCCGUUAGUCGCCUCUUAGGGGUGUGUUUGGCUGCAUGUACUUGUCCGGACAGUUUAGCUGUGAUACCCCACUCAGACACAGUAUACUGACUCUCUGCCACCCAAUCUUUGUUAUAACCUGUUAAUGCCAAGAACCAGGCAGGGUCUGGUAUGAUGCGGCCAGGGGAUCAAACAACUGAAUAUCCGCUUUCCUGGCAACCACUAGACCAUGGGGGACCAUGUCACCCAUGUUACAACUCACCUUCACUUUUGUAUUGUUGAGAAACAUCUGUAAACAGCGUAAUGUCAAUCCUUUGGCUAUAAUUAGGCUUGUAUUCAUUUCACUACAGAUGUUGAUCUUGUUUUAUUACUUUAUUUAUUAAAUAAUACACCAUGCUUUGUACCCGUGGUAUGUAUACAUAGCACCUAAUUAAUAUAAUAAGUAACUGUUUCGCAUGUCUUGGAACUAUUCCGUGGCAAUAGUUAUUUGGCUACCCUUACAUAUUCACCAUUUACUUCUUUGCCCUUUUAGCGUGGUCUUAUAUGUGGUAGAUUGUUCACUUGUUGCAAGGUCUGCUGCGGAAGGUUUGAACACCCCUGUGAUAUAAUUGAUUUGCAGCCUGCUCAACGUUUGUUUGAUAGGGUUUGGUGGCUACGCUCGCCACUCCAUACGGACAAUGGUUCAUGCUCAAAGUAAGCAUCAACGACCCUUGCAUGAUGAGCUUGUGAGUUAAUAUUGUUGAUUGCACCAGAAUACGGUCUCACGUGCACAUCCAGAAUGUCACCCCUGUUGCGCAAACAUGUCAUUGUGCUCAACUGUAUGACAUGAACAUCUGUUCUUUCAGCUCUACUAUUCGUAUAUGUUGAUAUCCUGAAAUCUUACUCAGUGUCUACGCCACACUCGGGCACGACGAUCUGUGAAAUCUAGAAAAUAUCUAGAUUCAUCAGAGAAAAGUACCGGAGCCCAGUUUUGGUCGGUCCAACUGUCCUAUCUUCAGCCCAGUCUAAACGUCACUGCUUGUGAUGUCGGGUAAGUGGGAUGCGAAUGCAUGCCCUCCGUGACAGAAGACCAGCCUCACUGAGACUAUUGUGCACUGUCUGAGUAGAAACGUUAACGCCACUGGCGUUCCGCAGGUCAUUUCUGAGUGUGGUGGCAGUCGCGAAGUCCCCUGUCAUUUAGUAUCUGCAUCUGACAUCAUCCUUAGUCUUUGGUAGUCAAACGAUGUCUUCGAGGGGGGCAUAAGUGGGGUUGUUGCAAUCUAAGUAGCAAAUGUGGUUGUGCUCUUUGAUACUGACGUGCAACAAUUCUCUCACGAUUCACCCAAACACAGGUUUUUCAGGCACCUCCGGUACAUCUUGCCCAUGACUGCAUGCCUCUGUUCGUUCAUGGCUUGAGUUCCUAUAGGGCUAACACUAUCAAUGUGUACCAGGAUGUUUCAAUCUUUUGUUUUAUGAUUUGUUUUAUGCAUGUGUCAUCAAAACUUUAUCCAUAGAAAACUCUGAGUUGUAUAUAUCUAGAGCAGUUAUAUAUACAAGUAAAUGUGAAACAAUGUGUUGAUUUAUGAAUAUCCAUCUUUAUGAAUAAAUUUA